This is a messenger RNA of Plasmopara halstedii, 168 nucleotides long. RefSeq lists its product as uncharacterized. Bases 1 to 168 code for a protein of 55 amino acids. Lineage: Eukaryota; Oomycota; Peronosporomycetes; Peronosporales; Peronosporaceae. The record is from RefSeq and is a predicted model, not a curated record. The transcript has 2 exons.
AUGACAAUUGUUGUAACAAAGUUACACAGAAAUAUUCUUCCACCUUUCUCGAUUGCUUACAUCUCUGAAGAACUUGAAGAGUUAUUUAGUAAGAGGAAGACCGAGUACUUGGCAAGCAAUGCGGCCGAAUAUAUCUUUAUCGCGGAUGGCUUUCUUGAGUUUAUCUGA